UAGGCUACAGAUUCACGGGAAAUGACAAAACAGAUUGAGAGGGGGCACUUUCUUGAAUGACAAAUCAACCCCACCUCGUAUGUCGGUUAAUUAGUUGAUGCCAAGUCACUUUUAACAUUACUUCUCCUUCUCUCUUUACACAAUACAUAUAUCAAACUGCUGCUGCAAGAGAAUUGAAGAAAACAGAGAAAUGGAGGCCUUUUACUUUCUUGUUUUUGGUUUUCUGGCGGCAGUUGUUGCUGCCUUGGAGCUUAGCAAAAGCAUCAAAGACCGAAUCAAUACCCCCUCUUCUUUCAAUGUUUUCAAGAACAACUACCUCCUUGUUUACUCUCUCAUGAUGUCCGGAGAUUGGCUGCAGGGUCCCUAUGUUUACUACCUUUACAGCCAGUACGGAUAUAGUAAAGGAGAUAUUGGGCAGCUCUUUAUUGCUGGUUUUGCAUCCUCUAUGUUUUUUGGAACAAUUGUUGGGUCCUUGGCUGACAAACGGGGCCGCAGGAGAGCAUGUGUAACUUACUGUAUGACUUAUAUCCUAAGCUGCAUCACCAAACAUUCUCCUCAGUACAAAGUUUUGAUGUUGGGACGUAUAUUGGGAGGCAUUGCCACUUCUCUACUCUUCUCAGCCUUUGAGUCUUGGCUUGUUGCAGAGCACAAUAAGAGGGGUUUUGAUCAACAAUGGCUUUCAAUAACGUUCUCCAAGGCUGUAUUUCUUGGAAAUGGUUUAGUAGCUAUUAUCUCUGGGUUGUUUGCUAAUUUACUGGUUGAUACUCUGGGCUUAAGCCCAGUUGCUCCUUUUGACGCGGCUGCAUGCUUUCUUGCCAUUGGCAUGGCAAUUAUAUUGUCAUCGUGGACUGAGAACUUUGGAGACUCUUCAGAUAACAAGAAUUUGCUUGCCCAGUUCAGGAGUGCUGCUGUUGCCAUUGCUUCUGAUGAGAAGGUUGCAUUGUUGGGCGCUAUACAAUCUCUAUUUGAAGGUUCAAUGUACACUUUUGUGUUCCUUUGGACUCCUGCCCUGAGCCCAAAUGAUGAGGAAAUACCACAUGGGUUCAUAUUCGCAACUUUCAUGCUGGCUUCAAUGUUGGGAAGCUCAUUUGCCGCUCGACUUUUGGCCCGUUCAUCUCCAAGAGUUGAGAGCUAUAUGCAGAUUGUUUUUGUAGUCUCUGCGGCUUCUCUCCUGCUUCCCAUUUUAACAAAUUUCUUGGAUAUACCUUCUGGCACAAAAGGUGGUGGCAUUUCAUUUUCUGGCUGCAUUCAGCUCCUUGGCUUCUGCACAUUUGAAGCUUGUGUGGGGAUAUUUUGGCCAUCUAUCAUGAAGAUGAGGUCCCAAUAUAUUCCCGAGGAGGCUAGGAGCACCAUCAUGAAUUUCUUUCGCAUUCCUCUCAACAUGUUUGUCUGCAUUGUGUUGUACAAUGUUGAUGCAUUUCCCAUCACCAUCAUGUUUGGCAUGUGCUCGAUUUUCCUCGUCAUGGCAUCUGUACUGCAGAGGCGGCUAAUGGUGAUUGCAGAAGGUCAAAAGUCGAGAUCAGAAGAUUGGACAGCAAUGAAGAGAGAUACAGAGACAGAACCUCUGAAUAUUUGAUUCAGUUUGAGGAAUAAAACUUCUGAAUUAAGUUUGCAACCUGCCAUCUUCUUGUUUUUGUUCCAAACUGCAAUGUAAUUAUUGAAGAGAGGAAGAAUUAUGGGUUUCAGUCCUUAUUGAUAUUACAGUACUAUGGACAUUCAAGCCGUGAGUACAAAGUCUGGAAUUAUUCCAAGGUGAAAGAAUGACUAGACUUGGCGCUUUUAGAUAGCUAUUUUUUCUCACUUUUCUUUCUUUUCCAAGUAUUGUAGACUUACGCUGCACAACGUCUCAAUAUAUCUCCUCAAAUGUUGAUACAGAAAUGUGUUACAUUGCUCUGUGCACAGAUUAAAGUACCUUUGAAUUCAUCUCAGAAUUGAUAUAAUCAAAAUGAACUUUUCUCCGAUAU
Molecule: messenger RNA, 1964 nt
Organism: Pistacia vera
Lineage: Eukaryota; Viridiplantae; Streptophyta; Magnoliopsida; Sapindales; Anacardiaceae
Product: molybdate-anion transporter-like
Exons: 8
Coding region: 191-1576 (461 amino acids)
Biological process (GO): molybdate ion transport
Cellular component (GO): membrane
Molecular function (GO): molybdate ion transmembrane transporter activity
Source: RefSeq, a predicted model, not a curated record